AUGGCUAUACUGAGCAGCAAAGACAAGGAAGGCGGCUCAACCACUGGUGUCCUAGACCCCGUGGGCCUGAAGUCUGACCCGCACCAUGACGUGCAGGAGGGUCUGAUGGCCGAUAAUGCCGAUAACCUCCAGCGUCAUCUAGACAAUCGUCAAAUCCAACUGAUUGCCAUUGGCGGAGCUGUUGGUACAGCUCUGUUCGUGAGCAUCGGCACGGGUCUAUACCAUGGUGGCCCGGGCUCGCUCUUCUUGGCCUUCACAACCCAAUGUAUUUUCCUCGCAAUGGUCAACAACUGCCUCGCAGAAAUGAGUACUGCCUAUCCCGUCAGUGGUGGCUUUAUUCGUCUCGCUGGUAAAUGGGUCGAUGAGGCCCUCGGUUUUAUGGUUGGCUGGAACUUCUUUUUCUAUGAAGCUCUUCUGAUCCCCUUCGAGAUCUCUGCUUUCACCCUUGUUUUGUCCUUUUGGAGUGACAAAGUAACUGAACCUGGCCCCGUCGCGGGUAUUGUCGCGGCAAUCAUUAUUUGCUAUGGUUCUUUGAACAUGCUAGCCGUGAAAGCCUACGGAGAAGCAGAAUUCUGGCUCUCGGGCGGCAAAGUAAUCCUCAUCUUCUCCCUGUUCUUCUUCACCUUCAUCACGAUGGUGGGUGGAAACCCGGAUCAUGACGCAUACGGUUUCCGGUACUGGAAUAAUCCCGGCUCCUUCAUGGAGUACUUGAAUACCGGCAGCCUAGGUCGAUUUGAGGGCUAUCUCGGGUCAUUGUGGUCUGCCUGUUUCGCCGUCGUCGGACCCGAGUAUAUCUCCAUGGUCGCGGCUGAGGCGAAACGCCCACGCAUUUAUAUCAAGAAUGCCUUCAAGACGGUGUACAUUCGAUUCGGCCUUUUCUUCAUGGGCGGUGCUCUGGCCGUCGGCAUUGUCUGCUCUUCCCGAGAUCCCGCCCUUGUUGCCGUGGCUUCUGGUGAAAAGUCCGAUUCUUCCGCGUCUGCGUCGCCUUAUGUUAUUGGCAUGACAAACAUGGGAAUUAAGAUCUUCCCAUCGAUCGUUAACGCUCUGCUAUUGACUUCCAUCUUCUCCGCCGGAAACACAUACUUCUACUGCGCAAUCCGUACCCUGUACAGUCUGGCGUUAGAAGGCCGCGCCCCCCCGCGUCCUCACCCACACUACUCGCAAUGCUCCGCCAUUGUCAUCACUUGGUUCGCUAAUCUGGUCACCGCUGGUGGCCUAAUUAACUAUAUCACUAUUUGCAUCACUUAUAUCUUCUUCCAUCGUGCCUGCAAGGCGCAAAACCUUGACCGCCGUCAGUUCUCGUAUUAUGCCUGGCUGCAGCCCGGAUGCGCAUAUAUCGGACUUGUCUGGAUGGUGAUCGUUACUAUCCUUUACGGAUAUCCAUCCUACAAGCCGUGGGACGUGCAGACCUUCUGGUCUGACUACACUAUGCAAAUUGUCAUCCCACCGCUAUUCCUCAUCUGGAAGCUCCUCAAGAAGACCAAGUUCAUCAAGGCUCACGAGGCCGAUCUUGUCUGGGAGCGGCCCCUUAUCGAUGCCUACGAGGCAAGUUUUGUUGAUCUACCUGUCGGUUUCUGGAGGGAGGUCCUUCAACUGGUCGGGAUUGGACGGGUCAAGGGAGGAAACGAUAAACGUCGUUAUUCGACCGCUGCACCGAAUGGUUCUUCGACUGGUGUGGAUGUUUAA
This is a messenger RNA of Penicillium waksmanii, 1686 nucleotides long. RefSeq lists its product as uncharacterized. Gene Ontology annotation, biological process: amino acid transmembrane transport. Gene Ontology annotation, molecular function: amino acid transmembrane transporter activity. Gene Ontology annotation, cellular component: membrane. NCBI's taxonomy places the organism in Eukaryota, Fungi, Ascomycota, Eurotiomycetes, Eurotiales, Aspergillaceae. The record is from RefSeq and is a predicted model, not a curated record. The transcript is spliced from 6 exons. The coding region runs from base 1 to 1686 and encodes 561 amino acids.